This is a messenger RNA of Struthio camelus australis, 4284 nucleotides long. The record is from RefSeq and is a predicted model, not a curated record. NCBI's taxonomy places the organism in Eukaryota, Metazoa, Chordata, Aves, Struthioniformes, Struthionidae.
UGUUGUGUUUGAAGUGCUUUAGAUAGUCUAAUCCUGCUUUUGGUCUAGGUGACGUGGUAUCGCAGCCUGUUUUGAUUUGGCUUAGAGGGUCUCUUAUAGAUGGACUGAGAUAACACAUCCAGGCCUCUACACUCUUCUCCCCUAUGCAGUUUUUUAGUGUUGCAGCAGAAAUGAAAGGAGGUGAAGGACCUAGCAGGCUUCACAGAGCUGGCUGGUUCACAUGAAGACUUAGUUGUGAGGUGUGGGAGGAUGGCAGAAAGCAGAGCCGCAGGACUGGUCUGAAUGAUUGAUCAGAGCAGCAAACGGAGUCGGAGUUCAAGACAUUCAGUGGAGUCUUCCCAGGGAAGAUGUCGUCUUUGACAAUGGAAGCCCGUUGUCUGGACAAAAGAGGAAGUUUCUUUAAGCUCAUUGACACAAUUGCCUCAGAAAUCGGAGAACUGAAACAGGAGAUGGUGCAGACAGAUCUCACACUGGAGGAUGAAUCUGCUGGUUUGCAAAGCCUAGUAAAGGACAUGGAUAAUGUCUCUCCUGAGAAGAAAGAUGUAAAAGGCUGCCCCCGAGACUCUGGAUAUGACAGCCUGUCCAACAAGCUAAGCAUAUUGGACAAGCUUCUCCAUACUCACCCUGUGUGGCUGCAGCUUGGUCUGAACAACGCUGAAGCCAUGGAGAUUCUGCAGACCCAGCCGCCCGGGAUAUUUCUGGUUAGGAAAUCAGCAAGACUGCAGAAAAAGGUCAUAUCUCUGCGUCUGCCCAGUGAAUGUGGGUCCUGCCUGAAAGAAUUUGCAAUAAAAGAAAGCACAUACACCUUUUCCUUGGAGGGGUCUGGAAUAAGUUUUGCUGAUUUAUUCAGGCUCAUUGCUUUCUACUGUAUUAGCAGAGAUGUCUUGCCGUUCACCCUUAAGUUGCCUCAUGCUAUUGCAGCAGCAAAGACAGAAGCUGAACUUGAAGAGAUUGCUCAGCUUGGACUGAAUAUUUGGAGCUCUCCAGCUAACAGGAACCCCCCAAAUCCUUCGCCUGCCUGCCGGCCCGCGCCUGCAGACAGCACUUGUAAAGACGCGCGCCAGCUCUGCCUUAUAAAUGGCGUGCAUGCUAUACGAACCCGAACGCCCUCGGAGCUGGAGUGCAGCCAGACCAACGGAGCUCUGUGCUUCAUUAAUCCCCUCUUCUUAAAAGUGCACAGCCAGGACGUUAGCGGGAGCCUGAAAAGGCAGAGCCCGCGAGCACAGGACGUGAAUGGCACCGAGAGGCCUCGCUCCCCCCCACCCAGACCGCCACCUCCUUCUAUUAAUAGCAGCCUCUCACAGGCGCCGUGGAAUGGAGGCAGGCAGAGGCUGAGCGACAUGAGCAUUUCCACCUCCUCCUCCGACUCGUUGGACUUUGAUCGGAGCAUGCCCUUGUUCGGCUACGAGGGGGACACGAACAGCAGCCUGGAGGACUUUGAGGGGGAGAGCGACCAGGAGAGCAUGGCCCCCCCUCUGAAGCCCAAGAAGAAAAGAAACAGCUCGUUUGUUCUCCCCAAGAUUGUGAAAUCUCAGCUACGGAAAGUUAGUGGAGUUUUCAGUUCCUUCAUGACCCCCGAGAAGAGGAUGAUAAAGAAAAUCGCAGAGAUGUCCCAGGACAAGCGCACUUACUUUGGAUGCUUAGUGCAGGACUAUGUCAGCUUUCUCCAGGAAAACAAGGAGUGCCAUGUCUCGAGCACGGACAUGCUGCAAACUAUCCGGCAAUUCAUGACCCAGGUCAAGAACUAUUUAUCCCAAAGCUCCGAACUCGACCCCCCGAUUGAGUCACUGAUCCCAGAGGACCAAAUAGAUGUGGUGCUGGAGAAGGCCAUGCACAAGUGCAUCCUGAAGCCGUUGAAGGGCCACAUUGAAGCGAUGUUGAAAGAGUUUCACACUGCGGACGGUUCUUGGAAACAGCUAAAGGAAAACCUGCAGCUGGUGCGGCAGAGGAAUCCUCAGGAACUGGGUGUGUUUGUUCCAACGCCAGACUUUGUGGACGUUGAAAAGAUUAAAGUCAAGUUCAUGACCAUGCAGAAAAUGUAUUCACCUGAAAAGAAAGUCAUGCUGCUACUGAGAGUUUGCAAAUUGAUUUACACUGUUAUGGAGAAUAACUCAGGGAGGCUGUAUGGAGCUGAUGACUUCUUGCCUGUGUUGACGUAUGUAUUAGCCCAGUGUGAUAUGCUAGAGCUGGAUACUGAAAUUGAAUACAUGAUGGAAUUGCUGGAUCCAUCUUUGCUACACGGAGAAGGAGGCUAUUACUUGACAAGCGCAUACGGAGCACUUUCAUUGAUCAAGAACUUCCAGGAAGAACAAGCUGCCCGACUGCUAAGUUCAGAAGCCAGAGAUACCCUCCGGCAGUGGCAUAAGAGGAGGACAACUAACAGAACAAUACCUUCAGUUGAUGAUUUUCAGAACUACCUUCGAGUUGCAUUCCAGGAAGUUAACAGUGGAUGUACAGGAAAGACCUUGCUAGUAAGGCCAUAUAUCACUACGGAAGAUGUAUGUCAGCUCUGUGCUGAAAAGUUUAAAGUGGACAAUCCAGAAGAAUAUAGCCUCUUUCUUUUUGUUGAUGAUACCUGGCAGCAACUGACAGAAGAUACCUACCCUCAGAAAAUCAAGGCUGAGUUGCACAGUCGCCCGCAACCGCAGGUCUUUCACUUCGUCUACAAGCGCAUUAACAGUGAUCCAUAUGGUGCUAUUUUUCAAAACAAUGACGACUCUGCUGCUUAAAACCAGCAACUUGUUGUUUAAUUUCUGUUGCUUGUUAGCUGUUGAAAACACCUUUGCUGCCUACCUGGGGAGGUAAAACAGUCUAUGCAGGUCUUAAACCAUAAAUGCCUAGUAAAACACGUGCAAACGCUUCUAGCGUUGUGUAUGGAAAAAACAUGUAAACCAUGCAUAUGGCCAGUUAUGUGGAAUAUUCAACCAGAGUGUCUGAGUAAACAGCCCGUGAAGCUGAAUUUCUGGUACCACAGACUUCUGAAACAUAUUAUACUGUGGCCCUCUGCAGGUCUCUUGCUGUAGUGUGCCGAAAUCUCGUUUCUUCCACUCAUCCUUUAGCCAAAUGUCAUUUUGAUUUAAAUGUCUGUAUGCUAGACAAAUGUUUCAGUGAACUGGCUGGUACAUGCUCGGUUUGACCAGCAUGUGUUUGACAAGACUGUCCGAUGCGGGGCAUCAGUUAACUCAUAAUUAUCUGGAUGGUUGCGUCCUUUCCUAAUUUUUUUUAUUACAGAAAAUCUCCAUGUUUUUAUAUAUAUUUCAUAGAAAUUUUAUAGCAGUUGCAGGUAAACUGUCAGGGUUGGUUUUUUAAAUAUUUUUUUAACUAUAAAGUAUUCUAUAAUUAUGCAUGUGAUUUUAACAUUUAAUAUACAAGAAUAAAUCUCUUGCUGGUUUUAGAGUAUUGCAUUAAAAGUCUCCGUGGUUUCUCUUUUUUCAUGUUACAGGAAGGUUUUUAUGAAACUUCUGUUGUCUAUAAGCAGGUUGCAACAUUGGCACUGGUGAUUUCAGUGCCUUUAUCUGAACUUGAUGUACUGUUACAUGGAUUAUUGUUUAUAUGCAUUGUUUUAGAUAGAAAUAUGGUUUUGGAAGAGGACGAUGAAAGAAAAGGAUGUAGAGAAGGGGUAGAGAAAGAAUGUAGAGAACCUGAUUUAGGAAUAAAAUGUGUUAGUCUGCUGGUUCAGGCUCCUUGCAGAAAGAGAGCAAAGGAGGGUGGUUAGAAACUUUUAUGUAUACAAUAUUGUAGAUAUGCAGAUGGAUUUGAUAGCACCUGUCCCAGAUACUAUUUGUGUUAGCAGAGGAUUAAAUAUCAAUAAAACGAGUGGGAACACUAACCAUUUUAUACAGUCUGUCAGCAACAUCAAAAUGUGCUUUGGACUGAAGAGUAUGUUGUAACAUUUCAUGAUUCUUAAGUUACUGAGUAGGCGACACAUGAAAGUCAGUGUCCUAAAUAUACAAAGGUAAAACGGUAUUAAAUGCGUCUGUUCUUGUGACUUGUCUAAGGUAGUUGAUGCUGUGGGUGACGCUCUGGUCCCUGCGUAAGUCAAAGAGGACUAUUCUCUUUACAGAGACCAAGGGCUCUCCUCCAGUCCUUGGAGCAGUGUAUCUUAAGGCAGGUGAUUACAAAAAUGCGUCAUGAGUAGCACGUAUAUUGUACAUUUGAAGAUCUGUACCGUUUUUAAUGUCAGUUUACCAUGUAUCUUGAAACCUCCGGCACAUGUUUGUAUUUCAUUUUGUAAAUGAUAAAUGGUGAGUUUUGCACAUAAUACAUUGUAAUAAUGAACUACAA